Molecule: messenger RNA, 378 nt
Organism: Gossypium arboreum
Lineage: Eukaryota; Viridiplantae; Streptophyta; Magnoliopsida; Malvales; Malvaceae
Exons: 1
Coding region: 1-378 (125 amino acids)
Source: RefSeq, a predicted model, not a curated record
AUGGGGCACGUGGUUUCUACAAAGGGGAUUCGAGUUGAUCCUCGAAAGAACAAGGCUAUGCUGGAUUGGAAACAGCCUAAGAAUGUAUCUGAGAUCCGUUGUUUUUUGGGUUUGGUGAGAUACUAUCAGCGUUUCAUUAAGGGGUUCUCUUUGAUUGUUGUACCGUUAACUAAGCUUCUGCGUAAGGGUGUAUCAUUUGUUUGGACUGAUACGCAGCAAUCGAGCUUUGAGAAGCUCAAAUUUAUUCUGACUCAGGCUCCUAUUCUGAUACAACCUAAAUCUGGAAGGGAGUUUGUAGUAUACAAUGAUGCGUCGCAUGUUGGAUUGGGUUGUGUUCUAAUGCAGAAUGGUAAGGUUGUGGCUUAUGCAUCCCAUUAG